Alosa sapidissima (American shad) is the source of this 7604-nucleotide messenger RNA. RefSeq lists its product as uncharacterized. The coding region runs from base 673 to 3309 and encodes 878 amino acids. Gene Ontology annotation, biological process: protein demethylation; regulation of transcription by RNA polymerase II. Lineage: Eukaryota; Metazoa; Chordata; Actinopteri; Clupeiformes; Clupeidae. Gene Ontology annotation, molecular function: DNA binding; zinc ion binding; protein binding. The record is from RefSeq and is a predicted model, not a curated record. The transcript has 11 exons.
UUCAUUUUCCAAGGCAAAAUGGAGAACGAUGGCGUCUUAUGUGUUAGCAAGAGCGUAUGGGCGAUUAAACAUGUUUCUAUAUGAAGUAAUAAGUUAUUCGUAAUGCUAAUGAAAAAUAACUAAACAAGAACCACACAAUAGAAUAGGAGAACAAUAGCCACGCUCAUCCGUCAGUUCAGUUUUCUGUUUCAUUUACCGUUUCAGUGAGAUUUGCAACGAACCCGCAGUAGACACUAAUGCUAUAUCAAGAGGGUGUUUUGCGAUGCGUUUUUAAAAUCAUGUGUAAUUUUGAAUGCAAUUAAGACCUGAGGCAUGCUGUUACACGCGUAAGCUAAAACAGAGCAUAGAAAACAUUUAAUGAAACAAAAAUCGCUGGACUAGAAAGAUAUUGUUAUCUAGCCAUUUUGACAAUCGAUACAUCUGCCCAACCUAGUAACCUAGCUGGAAGGAGUAGCUAGCUUGCUUUGCUAGCUAUUCUUGUAUCAACAUGGAACGCAUGUGAACGUGCCACACGCGAACCCAGAAACGGCAAGAAAAGGCUGCAGGAGAAGGAAACAAGGAAGCGAUCCGUGAAUAUAGCUAGAUCUAUUAAAGCUAAGUGUUAGCAAAUAUUAUUUCUAAUGCGCGACCAAGGAGUAUGCGACUCGUCACUAAGAGUUGACUGCAGAGGGGAUGUCGGGCAGUAAGGCUUUGGGCGGAGGGGCUCGGCGCCGGCGCACUCGAUGCCGGCGUUGCCAGGCCUGCCAACGCACAGAGUGCGGCGAGUGCCACUUCUGCAAGGACAUGAAGAAGUUCGGCGGCCCCGGCAGGAUGAAACAGUCCUGCCUGCUGCGGCAAUGCACGGCGCCCGUGCUGCCCCACACAGCGGUGUGUUUUGCCUGCGGUGAGGCGGGGAAGGAGGACACGGUGGACUCGGAGGAGGAGAAGUUCAGCCUGUCCCUGAUGGAGUGCACCAUCUGCAACGAGAUCAUACACCCCAGCUGCCUCAAGAUGGGAAAGGCAGAGGGCAUCAUAAACGAUGAGAUUCCAAAUUGUUGGGAAUGCCCCAAGUGCCACAAGGAGGGCAAGACCAGUAAGGAUGGGGGUGAUGGUUUGGGCAAGCGACGGACGGACAACGGGGAGGUGGGGCGUUGGAAACUGACGGACGACCCACCUCCCAGCAAGAAGAAGCCCCUCUCCCUGGAGGACGGCCCCCGUCAGGACGGACACAAGCGCAAGAAGGAGAAAGAACUGCCCCAGGAGAGCGCACCCAAGAAGAAGAUGAAAGGUGCCCGAGAAAAGCACCUAAAAAAGAAGCAGAAGCCCAACGCCGACGCGUCCGAGACCAACGGGCCCAACUCCUCGUCCGGCGGGGGUCAGGGCUCGGGCGGCGGCUCCAACUCGGGUGCAGCGUCGUCAGGCGGGACCUCGUCGGCGAGUCAGGACCAGCGUUCACACCAGCGCGAGAAACUCGAGCGUUUCAAGCGCAUGUGCCAGAUGCUGGAGCGGGCGCGCGACUCCACCUCCUCCUCCUCGUCCAGCUCUGAGUCUGACUCUGAGUCCGACUCGGACUCGCCAUCGGGCGGCGCUGCGUCCGACCCCCCCUCGCCUCCCCCGGUCGCCUACGGCAACAGCAGCAGCAGCUCCAGUGCGGCGCGGGACCGCGAGAGGGAACGCGAGCGGAACCGGCGACUGGCCGAGCUGGGCUUCAGCGCUAGCGAGGACUCGGAGGCCGACGGGCCCGAGGACGAAAAGGACGAGCGGCCCGAGGAGACCACGAGCGGCACGGACAAAUCGACGGCCGCCGCACGCAGGCGAGGGGCCGGGGACUCGGCAGCGUCUCAGCGAGGAGGUCGCAAGGUCAAGGACGAGCCUCAGGACGAGCAGGGCGGGCCUGAGAGGGGCCGCAAGGGGACGCUGCUGCCCCCUCCCUCGCCUCUCUCCUCCAGCCAAUCGCAGCCCUCCUCCGGCCACGGUGGACCCUCGCCCAGCCAAGAUGGCUUCUCCUCGUCGUCCACCAAGCGCAGCAACGGGCAGGAGGCUCGGAACGGGCGCACGCGGGCAGGAGGUGGACGUGAGGCCCAGGAGAAGGAGAACGCCAACAGCAGCGGAGGAACUGGAGGCCUGGCCAACCACCGGCACGCCGGCAGCAAAAGCGGCCGCAGCGGCAGCAACAAGAUCCGUAGCGCCAACCGGCAGAACCAGCAGGGCGGCGCCGGUGGGUCAUCGGUGCGAGGCGGCGCGGGGGGUGCCAUCUCGGCCACCACCACGGCCAACGGGGGUGGCGGGGCGCUGUUGCUGGGCAACCCGGCAGGCGGGCUGGCCGCGUCUCCGCGGUCGCAGACAGCCUCGCGGCUCGGUCACCAGCAGCCGCGCUCGCAGCUGGUCAAGCGGAGCCCACCGGCCGUGCCAUCGCCGCCGCGGCCCGUGCAGAUGGAGCGGCACCUCGUACGCCCGCCGCCGGCCUGCCCCGAGCCCCGCUGCCUGCCCCUGGACGGGGGCGCCUCGCACGUGCUGCCCCGCGACGUCUGGCUGCGCGUCUUCCAGCACCUGAGCCAGCGAGAGCUCUGCGUCUGCAUGCGAGUCUGCCGCACCUGGAGCAGAUGGUGUUGUGAUAAGAGGCUGUGGACGCAGAUUGACCUGAGCCGGCAGCGCUCCAUCACCCCCCCAAUGCUGAGUGGUAUAAUCCGGCGGCAGCCUGUCUCACUGAACCUGGGCUAUACCAACAUCUCCAAGAAGCAGCUCAUGUGGCUCAUUAACCGCUUGGAAGGUCUGCUGGAGCUGGAUGUGUCGGGGUGCCCGUGGGCGUCCGUGUCGGCCCUGUGCCAGGCUGUGUGUCCGUGUCUGCGUCUGCUGGACCUCAGUCGCGUUGAGGACCUCAAGGACUCCAACCUGCGCGAGUUGCUGGCCCCGCCCAAUGCCGACACGCGCUCAGCUCACGGUGAGAACCGAGGCGGGCGCUUCCAGAACGUGACGGAGUUGCGUCUGGCGGGGCUGGACGUGACGGACGCCACGUCGCGGCUGCUAGUGCGCUACCUGCCCCACCUGACUAAGCUGGACCUGAGUCAGUGUGGGAAUAUCACAGACCAGACCAUCCACACACUCACAUCGCCAAUCUCACCACUGCGGGAGAGUCUCACGCACGUCAACCUGGCAGGCUGUGUGAAGGUGACAGAGCAGUGCUUGGCGCUGCUGCGCCGCUGUGCCUCUCUGCAGAGUGUGGACCUGCGCUCCUGUAGCCAGCUGGGCCCGGACGCCUGCCAGCUGCUCUCCUUCCCCCCACCCCCGCACCCGCCGCACGACCACACAACGCUGCUCAAGAACAGCUAAGGAACCCCCCGCCACACGACCACACAACGCUGCUCUAGAACAGCUAAGGAACCCCCCGCACCCGCCGCACGACCACACAACGCUGCUCAAGAACAGCUAAGGAACCCCCCGCACCCGCCGCACGACCACACAACGCUGCUCAAGAACAGCUAAGGAACCCUCACCUGACCCCCCGCACCCGCCACACGACCACACAACGCUGCUCAAGAACAGCUAAGGAACACUCACCUGACCCACCUGAUCCCCCGCACCCGCCACACCGACCGCACAACGAUGCUCAAGAACAGCUAAGGAACCUAACCGGGAAACCGCACCCACCCCACCCACCCUCAACGCAGAACGCUGCUCAGCAAGAACUGAGGAACCCCACCUGCUUCCCAAGCCUCCCGCACCCCCGCACCCCCCGGUCCCCACACACCCGCCUGUCAUGCUUCAGAACAGCUGAGAAACCCGCCCCAAUCCUGAUCCAACACAACACAACACAACACAACACAGCGUGAGCCGAACCCACUCUACCCUACCGGACCCGACCCGACCCACGACCACACUACAGCUCUGAGCUCUGCGGGAGAGGGAGGAGCCGGAAAAGAGGAGAGGAGCAGAACAAGUAACCGUGGACAACCAUUAAGAGCCCACCUAGACCCCUCAGCCCUCCCUUGCUGCAUAUCUGAACAGACUCGUAACAAAGGCUGAAACACAAACACAUAAACACACAAACACACAAACACAAACAAACACACAAACACACAGUCGGGAGGCUGACUAAAUUUAGCAUGUACAUAUUCGGUAUCUGUACAGUGUGUGUGUGCGCACGUGCGUGCGUGAGUGAGUGCGUGCGUGCGUGCGUGUGUGUGUAUGCGUGUAUGUAUAUAAAUCUAGUUAACUGUAAAUUAUCCACGGUCUGCUCCCUUGUUCGACUUCAUCCCACUCCACACCUUGGGUUUUUCCAUUCACACACACUCUCACACACACUCACUCGCCCUCCAUCCAUCCAUCUACCACCCCCCCACCCCACCACACUGCACUUCAAGGCCUCCCCUCUUCCAUCUGGUAUCCCAGCAGCGUGCUGUCUGUCUGUCUGUCUGUCUGUCUGUCUGUCUCUCUGUCUGUCUCUCUGUCUGUCUCUCUGUCUGUCUCUCUGUCUGUCUCUCUGUCUGUCUGUCUGUCUGUCUGUCUGUCUGUCUGUGACCGACCCCCUGCCCCCACAUGCAAGACUACAACGAAUGUACGCAGCCUCCACUCCCAGUCAGCCACACGUGUGUGCGCGUGUGUGCGUGCGUGCGUGUGUGUGUGUGUGUGUGUGUGUGUGUGUGUGUGUGGACGGACGGUGUUCUAACCCAGUGUUGCUGUGACCGUGAAGACGUUGGAGAGAUCUCCUCGUAGCAUCCUCGUCUGUCAUAUUUCGCAAUCAGCUCAGGAGGACACUGGAGGGAGGGGGAUCGUAGAAUAGUGGAGAACAGCUGCAGAUCUAGAACUUGAGAACCCCCUAGUCUAGGUACCCUCCAGCUGUCUGGCGUGCCAUCUCUGGUUCUGUUACCCCCUUCAUGUCUUCAACUGCCCCUCAGGAGUCACCACCCCCCUCCUGCCAUGUCCCCAUACCUCCUAUCCUGUGGCUCCCUCUCUCUUCCUCUCUCUCUCUCUUCCUCCCUCUCUCUCCUUUUAUUUCAUUUCCCAAUACAUCGACCUUUGUCUCGACAAAAGCCCCCUACCCUACUUUCACACACACAUUUGCAUACACACUCCGUCAUAUGCACACACACACACACACACACACACACACACACACACACACACACACACACACACACACACUGUUUGCACUGAUGAGGUUUACACACUCCUUUGUGGGACUGGUUGUAGGUCGUGGCCCCACAACACCCUUCUUUAUGCCAGGCCAAAGCACCAAGUCACCCUGUUGGGCCUCUUCCCAGACGGGAAGGUAAAAGAAUAUUCCAGAAGCAUCAGGUCUGCUCUUGUGAAGGAUUUGAGUUUUGUCCUUCCCCUGUUCCUUAGCACUCCAGGCAAGCUCACCAGUCCAGUCGCAUUCUAGAUUAGAACUGCUCUAGAUCAACAGUCUCUCAAAAUAGAAUGAUGUUGACAUAAUUGUGCAAAUGCCAUUUUUUUUAAUGAAAAUCCAAUGGGUUUAAUUUACCUCCCAGCAGCAGUGACCCUCUCAUUGUGAGACCAGUUCAGUAUUAAACACAGAAUGGUAUAUACAGGAGCUCGAACGAGAGUAUGGUCACCUGCCAGGGUAAUGACCUUGGACGGCCAAUCAGUGGAUGUAAUGCACCUCCCGACCCAAUCCCAGAUAUUUAAGUUCCACAUGCUGCUUGAUAUGGUAUAAUCCGCGCCACUUCUAAUCUACACUGUGUUGGACCAGUUCAGGCGUAGGAAUGAGAGGCGCUGGCAGAUCAGUGCUCUUCAGCCAUUUGACCUUGAGCAGUAUUUCUCCCUGUGCGACUGCACCUGUGCUGACGGGCGUUUGUUUGGUUCGGUUCGGUUCUGUUCUGUUUGGCCAGUAUGUCGGGUCAGCCCGAGCCGGUGGGUGUUGUCUGUGUGUGAUGGACCGGUUGUGUUUGGCUUCUGUUCUAGUUUCAGUUGUUUUGUUUAGUUUAGUUCUUGUCUCGUCUGUAAGAUGAUGAUGAUGAUCUCUGCCUUCUGAGCCUCCCCACUCCAGAGAAGGGCCAAUGGAAGCCUGCUUAGCUUGAGCUAACAGAACCACAUGACACCGCUCAGUGUUGUCAUGGAGCUUUUGUUGGUGAAUUAAAGUUCAGGAAUCAGGACUGCCCAAGUUACAGUGUUUGGGUCUGAGGCGGAACGUGUUGACCUCUCGGUGUGGCCCGGUCCGCAGCACGGGCGAGGAUCAGGUCAUCCCAGCCCAGUUAGUGUUCUUGAGGGGUCAUGCCCAAAUCCACCAGAUCCGCGCCCGAUUGGAAUAAGACGGGUUCUACAGUUGGCCACAGCCUGGUUGUGGGACUGACCAAGCAUCAGGUGGUGCAGUUGUACUUUAGCUCUCCUACUGGAAUGCUUGAUCCAUCCGUACACAACCAGGAGCCAGUCCCUCCUCCCUCUACCUUCUGCAGGGGGGGGGUGGGUAACCGUCUCAAUGACAAACCAAAAGAUGCACAUGUAUACAAGGCCUCGUACACGAUGACCAUUUCAUGUAAAAUCUUUGCCACAAUUUUCACCAAAAGCCUAAUUUCUUCUCUUUUUUUGCAUUGUAUUUUUAAAUGUAAUUUAUUGCGUGUCCAACUUGUAACUGUCAUGUUGACAAAUUGAUGUUUAACGCGCGGAGCAGAUCAAGAUGGUGAAGAACAGUCUUCACAUGAGAAUUUAGUCAAAACUUUUAUUUUUCAAGUGCUUCACUUGUUUAAGAGGAAGAAUUGUAAAAGAAAAAGGAAAUGCUACUCCCGCCUUUAUCAUUCCUCUGUAAAACCAUUUCAAUCAAAACCAAUUUGCCUGAAUUUGAACAGCGAAAUCAUGCAUUACUUCUUGUAAUGGCUGUAAUCUCUGUGUGUGUCUGAGAGAGAGUAUGUGUGUGUGUGUGUAUGUGUGUGUGUAUGUGUGUGGUCAUUGGCAGUCAUGUUCCUAACUGCUGGUGAGGGGCCUUGUUUUAUCGUUCCUUUCUGUGAACCCGCAAAGGAACGAUGGAGAACCAUGUUGCUCAUUCUAAAGCAUCCUACAGACUGUGGGAUCUCACCAAUUCUGGCAUAUCAAGUGUGUGGAGUGCCACAGCUAUCUUAAGGCACAGAGAACCCUGCGUUGGACUUGUGAGGCAUUUUAUGCAUUGAACUCAAACGACUUUCUAAGGCACUGACCUGCUCUGCAGUGUCAAAUGUGAUUCAUGAGGAAUCGAGCCGAAUACCCGAUCACUCCUGAUCCCUUUGCCCCCAAUCCCUCAUUUUGUAGUUGAUCCUGUUCUCCCCCUUAGAUUAUGUAAUAUCGUCUGAACCAAACCAUGUUCUACCCGAAAGAAGGCACUGGAUCAGAUAGACCAUCACCACCAUCACCAUCAUCACCAUCCUAAUCAUCUCUUGCCAAAAUUCCUGUUUUGUUCUUUCUUUUUUGAAUGUUCAGGGGCAUUUUUUUUAUCCAUUUGUUUCUUUUCUGUUUUUUAUUUUGGACUUGUGUUCUGGUUUCUUCCAUUGUGUUGAUCAAAAGAAAGAGGAAAAGAAGCAGAACAAUGAGAAACAAGAGACAGAAAAAGAAAAAAGAAAAAAAAACUCAAGGCAGCUACUUAAGAGUGACUACUGUAAAAUGAUUACUGAAAUAAAGAGAAUGGGGUUUUGUUUUUA